UCCACAGAAGAAGAAGAACCGACCUCAAUCACAUUCACAACUUCAAAUAGGCUAGCUACCUAGCUAGCUACUUGGCCAAAGCUCAAGGGGGGGUGAAGAGAAGUAUAUCAAGCUAAUUUAGCAUAGCUAAGUGAACUGUUCUGUCAUUUUCGGCGUUCAGCAUUAAAGGGCGAACUGUGGUCCUUGUUGGCACUGGCAGUGAGUCAUCUCUGUUGCUAGUUGUCAGUGGUAAGCUCGCUAGUUGUCUUUCGAGGUCAUCCUUGGCAGUGUGUAUUGAGUUAGCUAACGGUACAGCAAGGUCUUUUAGAGACACUAGUGUAGGCUUGACUAGGUAGCUAGCCAACUAGCUACACAGCCCGCUAACCAUUUAGCUAACUAACUUUAACUGAAAGUCGUCUCCAGUUGGAAAGAAGGAGACAUGAAGAGUCUUCCGUAUUUCUGCCGGGGGGAAGUCGUUCGAGGAUUCGGGCGAGGAAGCAAAGAACUAGGGAUUCCCACAGCCAACUUCCCAGACUCAGUGGUGGAGGACCUCCCUGACGACAUCAGCACAGGGAUCUACUAUGGCUGGGCGUGCGUGGGCAGCGGAGACAUCCACAAGAUGGUGAUGAGCAUCGGCUGGAACCCCUACUACAAGAACACCAAGAAAUCCAUGGAGACUCAUGUGAUCCACACGUUUAAAGAAGAUUUCUAUGGACAGAUCCUCAGUGUAGUCAUGGUGGGCUACAUCCGUCCAGAGAGGAGCUAUGAUUCGCUUGACGCCCUCAUAGCAGCAAUCAACCACGAUAUCGAGGAGGCCAAGAGAAACCUGGAGCUCCCAGAACACCUCAAACUCAAAGAGGACAACUUCUUCAGAGCCACCGCCAGCACGUCCACGACGACAUCCAACAAGAUCAUGAACGGCCACUGACCUCUGAGCACAUCACACAACCCAGUCUGUUGUUCGACAACUAAUGGGCUCUCCUGUCUAUUAUCCUCCGCUCUGUCUUUCUCUCUGUAAACACUACCACACCAAGGGACAAUAUGCCACUUACUCAGUCCUCUGUAGAGAUUUUGUUUUGAUGAUCAAAUCUGGGUAUCGUCGUAUCUGACCUGAAGCUACGUUUAGACCAUGGUCGUGUUCAUUAGGGCACACAACCAAAAAGUUACAAAUGUUUUCCAAUGGAGAACCAGUUUCUUUAUCGGACAAGUUUGGUGCCUAAUGAACACAACCCAGUUAAUGCAAGAUAAUGUGCAACUCAAGGAAGUGAAUGUGAUCUUCACGCGUGAUGCGGGGAACAAGUUGUCUCUCGUCACAAGUCCUGUACCAUCAAACCACUGCUAAUAGAAAUGAAUGGUCAUUUUGUAUUGGUUUAGAAUUGGAGUUUAGUCUCAGCUUUGCCCUCACAGUUUAUUCAUCCUUUUCAUAUUCAGAUCUAUUAAAAAUGUCUGCCUUGAAGCAGAGAAGUCCUCAACAUAUCUUGCAUGUGAUCUAGGCUAAAUAAUGGCAUUAUACUCAGCGCUGAAUUCAUGUGCUUUAUUUUAUUUGACGUACAGUAUGGCUAGUGUUUAUAAUAUAUUACUGUUUGUGUUUUCGUAGACCAAAUCUGUGAAUAAGAGUAUCUAUUCCCCGUCCCUACCCCCUCAAAUUCCGAGCUACACGGUUGGUUAGAGAAAAAGUCUGAAUGCAGCUUCAGUUUUCCGAUGUCCUUAAUUUGUGUAGUUCCUCAUUGGUCAAAUCCAGGAUUUUCCCUCCCCACCAAUGAGGGACAUUUUAUUUAACACGUUUUGUCAGGGAGAAAAAACCAAAUGGCACCACUUAAGUGUCUGUUGAAAGUUUCAACAAUGUAGUUUUUACUGACUUAACCGUGUUUGGACCCUAAUUCCACUGAGAUGAGCACUGAUAUGGUACAAGAGGACUAAGUCCAGGCCUCUGAUUCUCUACAGAUGGAUGCGGUGGGCAUGUUUUCUUUUUCAUUUCAUCAGAGGACAAAGUGGGCAGAGUGUGUCUAGAGCAUUCAUAUGUAGUGCUUUAUAACGGCUGUAAAUAGCCUAGUUGCUCAAAAUAAAUUGUGAGUUAAUGUGAUUUGAGAUGUACUGUAUUUAAGAGUGUAAUAUUGGCAAAGGAAAAAAUAUGGGUAUUUAUAAUAUAUUACUGUUUGCGUUUUCAUAGACCAGAUCUGUAAAUAAGUCUAUAUUCUCAAAAAGAAAUCCUGGCCUUUUCAUUGCAGCCGACCUUAAAUUCCCCCUCAUCCAUACUAUGCAGAAAAUGUACUGUAGUAAGCAAUUGAUAGAUGCAUAAGUGAAUUGAUACAAUGUCAUAUUGAAGGCUAUGCAAAUGGUAUGAGAUAAGCCUGUAGUGUCUAGCACCUAAAAGUCCAGAGGGAAGGUUUCUGGUUAGAACAGUGACUUGGAGCACCAGUUGUAGAAGAGGGGGCUAAUUAUUGUGUUCCCCAGACCUAUACGCCUGACUGGUAGGCAGUACUGUGCCUUAAUACCGUAGAGGGACACAUACACACACACAUAUCGUCGUAGACCAACAUAUACAUACAUUUUCUCAUAAACAAACAGCAGAAUCUGUGCUAAUUGAAACUCGGGGCACUUCAUUGUCUGUGACUAAUCUGACUUUCCCUAUCAUCAGUCUGUUGUGUACAAGCACCAGGGGAGAGGAUAGGUAAAACGUGGCAGUUACUAUGUGUAUUAUCUUGGCAUCUAGCCGUUUCAAGAAAUUAUAAGCAGUUAUUCCAUUAAACCAGUAUACUUUUAUCUUGUAACGCUAGCUAUCACUGUAGUAAAACACACAAUUCAAGAAGGGCCAUUUUAAUGUUUGUCUCUGUUUCUCCCAGCUCCAGUUUUCAGUCUGUAAUGGCAUUACUCUGAAGGCCAGUGACCGGUUCAUGAGGUCAGUGUACUCUGUGGUAAUUGUAUAAACAAUACAUAUGAUCUCAUCACUAAACAAGG
Coregonus clupeaformis (lake whitefish) is the source of this 2937-nucleotide messenger RNA. Its product is annotated as riboflavin kinase-like. The record is from RefSeq and is a predicted model, not a curated record. Gene Ontology annotation, cellular component: mitochondrion. The transcript has 4 exons. Gene Ontology annotation, biological process: FMN biosynthetic process; riboflavin biosynthetic process. NCBI's taxonomy places the organism in Eukaryota, Metazoa, Chordata, Actinopteri, Salmoniformes, Salmonidae. Gene Ontology annotation, molecular function: riboflavin kinase activity. The coding region runs from base 419 to 907 and encodes 162 amino acids.